Molecule: messenger RNA, 3652 nt
Organism: Phycodurus eques (leafy seadragon)
Lineage: Eukaryota; Metazoa; Chordata; Actinopteri; Syngnathiformes; Syngnathidae
Gene: fkrp
Product: fukutin related protein
Exons: 7
Coding region: 962-2560 (532 amino acids)
Biological process (GO): protein O-linked glycosylation via mannose
Cellular component (GO): Golgi apparatus
Source: RefSeq, a predicted model, not a curated record
AAAUAGUCCAUCAGAUUGUGUUCACGUGUUGCUCAUGCUGCUUUGAAAUAUGUUGCCAGACUGAAUUUCCAGAAGGGUAAAUGAGCAUAAAUGGCAGUCAUCCGUGUCCUCAAAGUAUCCCCCCACGCACAUGGAUGAGAUGGAUCCUACCAGGAAGGUUAAGGCUUGUGAUGUAUUGGACUCAGGUCAUUUCCUGUCUUCAGCUUCUGAUGUUUGGCCCUGCACAGAUACAGAUGACCACAAGAGGCCCCCAUUACAUGAGAAUCAUUGAGGUAUCUACAGUGAAGGUGUACAAUUGGCCUUGUUGGUGGACUGUCCUCUACAGAGUGCCAUUAAAAUUUGUGAUGGAUCUCUAAUCAUGGAAGACAUCCUCCUCUAAGAGAUUAAGGAGCCACAGAAAUCAAAUGCAUACUCAGUAGGAGGAGAAAGUAGAACAAUCUAAAAACACUGCCUCGUGAGACAGCCACUUGGUCUCCUUGAGAGGGCAGUCAAUCACACAACACACAUACGCACACACAGUCAUGUAACAACCUAUGAGGGCUUCUGAAUAAUCUGCCAAACCAACCUCACUGAUGUGGCUGCCGAGUAUUCCUGAAUAAUGCAACGUGAUUUUACACACUCUUGAAGAAUUUCUCUAUAUUUCACAGCUGUCAUCUUAGCCUCUAUGCGGACUAGUCGCCCCAAAGCAUGAUGCUGCCAUCACCAUGCUUCACAGUAGGGAUGGUGUUAGCCAAGUGAUGAGCAGUGCCUCUACUUCUCCAGGCUGGUCCAAAGAGCGAAGAUGCCAGAGCUGGAGGAUCAAGGGUAGUGCUCAUGUGAAGCUGCUUCAAGUCACGAUGGAAUAUAUGCCCAGUACAUGCUUUUCCUCUCUUUAACAGAUUGGACUCCUGUUUAGUGACACCAAUGAGAACCUAAAGGCAGCAGUUCUACAUUCAAACAGUACUGGAAGUCCCUCGUGGCCAUGCGGAUCACUUUAUGCCAAGGGGUGUUAACCGGGGCCAUCAUCCUCAACCUCCUCAUCCUCUACUAUGUGUCCCUGGCCCAGCAGCAAAUGAUGGAGAAGAGGAAGGAACACGGCAGGUCCACCAGGAGGGCUGCCUUACCCGCCUCCGCUCUGGUGGGAGCCAUAGCAGGACUCGUCGGCCCUGGAGUUGAGCCCGCAGUGGCAGGGGUGAGGUCAAUUAAUCGUAGCCCACGCGUGACAGUGCUCCUCCGGGAGUUUGAAAACUUUGAGAAUUACGUCGGGGAUGUUGCCAAUUCGUUCCUGAGCCAAAGACCUGAGCUUCCCUUCCUCGUUGUGGCUGACACGCCUCCGUACCCGCCCCUGGUGCUCCCUGACAGCUCUCGACUCCUAGUGCUCUCCCCAAGCCCGGACCAGCCUCCGCAAGCACACAGGCCAGAGUUUCACGUGCAGACGGAGUUUGUGCUUCUCGUGCCGGACGGUGUGGAGUUGGAGCCGCCUCGAGCGAUUGAGAGGCUGAUAAAGGAGUUGGAAGGCGAGGGUGGUGGUCCAGUGAGGAUGGUAGCUUCGCCCGUGCUGGCUCGAUCCGCCGUGCAGUGUCUCCACCUGCGGGUGAACCUCCGCGAGUGGACGGCCACUUACUCUACCGCGGCGUCCGGGAGCAGCGGUAGCGUGUGCACGGCCUUGCAAGGCGACGCCGUGGUGCUCAUCCACACGGAGGAUCUAUUUAAUCUUUCCGUGCCGUUAGGCCGACCCCUUUUCCCUUCGCUCUUCAUCCAGACCACGCUGAGGGGCUGGAAGGUAAAGCUCCUGGAGAGCCCGUGUUUUUCCGCCAACCACCGUCCCCUCUUCAGCUCAGCUCACAACCAGUGGAAGGCGGACACUCGCCUGAAGGAGUCCACGGGGAAGCUGAUGAAGAGCUUCGGUCUGAAGCGUAUCCUGCUGCCGGAUGGGAAGGAGCAGUGGCACGGCUGUAGCAAGGAGACACCUCGCUGCUUCGGCACGGUGCAGGACAACACGCCGGACUACCUCUAUCUGGAUCGCUGGACGCCACCGUGUUGUCUGCGCGCACUCCGAGAAACCACCAAAUAUGUCAUUAACAUCCUAGAGAGCUACGGGGUGCGCUAUUGGCUCGAAGGCGGGACAUUGCUCGGCGCCGUCCGCCACCAAGACAUCAUCCCGUGGGAUUAUGACGUGGACCUGGGAAUCUACCUGGAGGACGUACCCAACUGUGAUCACUUGAAGAACCUGGACUCGGGCUCGCUGGUAGAUGCCAACGGCUAUGUGUGGGAACGCGCGGUGGAGGGCGACUUCUACAGGGUGCAGUACAGCGAGGCCAACCACCUGCACGUGGACCUGUGGCCGUUCUACCCCCGCAACGGCAUCAUGACUAAAGACACAUGGACCGAGCACAAGCAGGACGUGGAGUUUCCCGAGCACUUUCUGCAGCCGCUCAUGCCCAUGCUCUUCGCUGGCAUCAAUGCCUAUGGCCCGAAUAACCACCGCGCCUUCUUGGAGCUCAAAUUCGGAGAGGGGGUUGUUGAGAACCCUCAGUACCCCAACCCUGCCAAGAAAAGACUGGACCGGGCCAAAUUGUGAGAGUAUAUUUGCAUUAGGCUUCAGCCCACUUGACACCUAAUACCUUUGUAUAUAUAGUGUGAUAGUGGCACGUUUGGUCCUUUUUUUUUUUUUACCUUUGGCCACGAUUCCAUAGGUGACCAAAAGCAGACAAAUCUCCAUACUUAAUGAUACAUUGUUUGCAAUAUGUGUUCUAAAUGUGUACAUUGUACUGCACAAGUGUAAAAAUUACUGUGUACAUUAUCACCAGAUGGAUUUGACUACUGUACAGUAUUUAUGGUUUUGUGAAUUUAUUCUGCCCUGUUGCGUUGUUUUACACUGAUUUUGUUAAGCAUACAAUUGUUGCACACUUGAAUGUAUGUUAGUGUAUUGUUGGGCUUCCACGAGGUGAACUUAGAUGUCUUUGAUAUUGUUUGGGAGUUUGGAGCGCUUGUAUGGGGAAAUUAAGCACACCAUACUUGGCAAUGAUCGCAUAUUGUGGUUGUGAGAACUCCAUCAUUAUAAAUAAAUAAUCUACUGUACUGUAUGAUGGUGGUUCAACUUGCUGAACACUAGGUGACGCAAUACAUCUAUGAUUGGGCCUUUUCCUUCUGGACUCAAAACUAGUAUGGAGUAGUGAACUAUGGAAGAACUGGAUAUGGUAUAGUUUAGUGUAGUAUUUUGACACUGCCAAGUAGCACACGUGUCAGGCCAUUGAGGGAAGCGUCCUAAUUCCAUUAAGUAGCUUUGCACCUGUCUAUGCAGCACACUGUAUAUAUCUGAUCCCAUUCCUAUCAUUGCCCAAUGUAUAAACAGCAGUGUUCGGACAGUUUCCCAUUUAGCAGAGUGCUUCUGACAAUAUAAGACUCGGCAAGAAUACCUCUGGGGGCUUUUCCAAAAUGGAUGAACAAACUUACAGAUAAACAGCCCCUGUAAAAAUGAUGGUUCACAACAUUACUAAAUUAUGAAAAAACAUUUGCUUAAAACUGAAGACUUAAAAUACACAGCGUAAUAUCCUAUUGUUUACGGCAACCAGUGUACACAUUCGUACCAACGUUUUACAGUCUUAAAUAUAACAUAGUUAACAGAUGGAAAUCUGGGAGUUUAUUUGGUUAUUAGCGUGACAUCUCCAAU